GGGAACCAGACUUUGCAGCAUCCAACAAGCAUCUCCGGGCAGCAGUAGUAGAGAUACAGGAAGACCGAACUUGGAUCACUCUGAGGGCAGCUCGGAGAAAAGAUGGAUCAUGUGAGUGGGACUGAGAGGUUUAUGGAGCCGGGCUCUGGUGGCUGUAAAUCACUCUGCCCUCUCCGGUAUAAAGCACCGGUCCAGCCCGGCGUGGGAGAGAGGAGACGCUCGCUGCCCCUUGACCCCUGACUUGGUGUCGGCUCCCGGUGCAGCCAGUCGCCCCUACCAUGUCGGAAGAACUGGUCCCGCACCCCAAGGAGAGCCUGCCGGGGCCUCGGGCCAGCCCCCGCGAGGUGUGGAAAAAGGGCGGCCGCCUGCUGUCCGUGCUGCUGGCUGUCAACGUGCUGCUGCUGGCCUGCACGCUCAUCAGCGGCGGCGCCUUCAACAAGGUGGCUGUGUACGACACGGACGUGUUCGCGCUGCUCACCACCAUGAUGCUGCUGGCCGCGCUGUGGAUUGCCUUCCACCUGCUCCGCACCGCGCGCCGUCAGGACGCAGUGCCCUACCGGGAUGCGCAUGCUGGCCCCAUCUGGCUCCGAGGCGGGCUUGUGCUGUUUGGGAUCUGCACCCUUGUCAUGGAUGUCUUCAAGACUGGUUACUACUCCAGCUUCUUUGAGUGCCAGUCGGCCAUCAAGAUCCUGCACCCCAUCAUCCAAGCUGUGUUUGUCAUUGUCCAGACUUACUUCCUCUGGGUCUCUGCUAAAGACUGUAUCCACGCCCAUCUGGACCUGACCCGGUGUGGGCUCAUGUUCACCCUCGCCACCAACCUAGCCAUCUGGAUGGCAGCAGUAGUGGAUGAGUCCGUGCACCAGGCCCACUCCUACAGUGGUUCCCAUGGCAACACCAGCCACACCCGCCUCGCCCCUGACCCAGCGCCUUCGAGUGGCAGCGCCGGAGGAGACCCGUGCCCCUGCAGCACAGCAGUCUGCCAGAUCUUCCAGCAAGGCUACUUCUACCUGUAUCCCUUCAACAUCGAAUACAGCCUCUUUGCGUCUACCAUGCUCUACGUCAUGUGGAAGAAUGUGGGCAGGCUGCUUGCCUCCACCCACGGCCACGGCCACUCCCCAUCCAGGGUCAGCCUCUUCCGGGAGACCUUCUUCGCCGGCCCAGUCCUGGGCCUGCUGCUCUUCGUCAUAGGCCUGGCCGUCUUCAUCCUCUAUGAGGUCCAGGUGAGCGGAGAGAGAGGCCACACGCAGCAGGCUCUAGUCACCUACUACAGCUUCAAUAUCGUCUGUCUCGGGCUCAUGACCUUGGUCAGCCUGAGUGGCUCGGUCAUCUAUCGCUUUGACCGUCGGGCCAUGGACCACCAUAAGAACCCAACACGGACCCUGGAUGUCGCCCUGCUGAUGGGCGCUGCGCUGGGCCAGUAUGCCAUCUCCUACUACUCUAUCGUGGCUGUGGUGGUCGGCUCACCCCGGGACCUGCUGGGGGCACUCAACCUGUCCCAUGCUCUGCUCAUGAUAGCCCAGCACACCUUCCAGAACGUGUUCAUUAUUGAGAGCCUCCAUCGGGGACCACCGGGGGCCGAGCCUCAUGAAAUGCCUCCCAAGGAGCCCUGCCAAGGUAUCACCUUCGCCAACCUGGACGCCGUCCACACCCUGCCCUCCUGCCCACCCACCCCCAGGCUGGUCAGCCCCAACCCAGAAAGUCCUCAGGAAGCAGUGGCCAUCAUCUCAGGGCCCACGUGCCACUGGCGACGGCGGUGCCUGAAAGACAUCUCUCUGUUCCUCCUCCUCUGCAAUGUCAUCCUAUGGAUCAUGCCUGCCUUUGGCGCCCGCCCUCACUUCAGCAAUACCGUGGAGGUGGACUUUUAUGGCUACUCCCUCUGGGCGGCCAUUGUCAACAUCUGCCUGCCUUUCGGCAUCUUCUACCGAAUGCAUGCUGUGUCCAGCCUGCUGGAGGUCUAUGUACUGUCCUGAAGCUCUGCACAGAGACAGGGCCCAGGAACACCAGUACCUGGCAGUGAGUCUGGCUGGCACUCACUCCCUGCCUGCCCCAGACUACAAUUUCCACCAAAGUAUAUUUUUCCAGGAUGAGUUUUUAAAUCAAAAUCAAGACAUGCCUAUUUGCUCCUGCAUGAUCCUGGAGCCUGGGGAAACUGAGGCAAGGAAGACUACUCCCUGCAGCAUUCCCUAGGACCAUGCGGGGUCUGGAAAUACAGUCUCUGGCCCCAUCUCUAAUCCCAGCCAUGUGGCCCAUACAUUGUCUGGACCGAAGAACCAAUAAACCUACAAGCA
This is a messenger RNA of Meriones unguiculatus (Mongolian gerbil), 2288 nucleotides long. It is a transcript of the gene Otop2, whose product is annotated as otopetrin 2. Gene Ontology annotation, molecular function: proton channel activity. Gene Ontology annotation, biological process: proton transmembrane transport. Gene Ontology annotation, cellular component: membrane. The transcript is spliced from 8 exons. The coding region runs from base 279 to 1970 and encodes 563 amino acids. NCBI's taxonomy places the organism in Eukaryota, Metazoa, Chordata, Mammalia, Rodentia, Muridae. The record is from RefSeq and is a predicted model, not a curated record.